Molecule: messenger RNA, 3268 nt
Organism: Syngnathus acus (greater pipefish)
Lineage: Eukaryota; Metazoa; Chordata; Actinopteri; Syngnathiformes; Syngnathidae
Gene: msl1b
Product: MSL complex subunit 1b
Exons: 9
Coding region: 614-2176 (520 amino acids)
Cellular component (GO): MSL complex
Source: RefSeq, a predicted model, not a curated record
UAUUGUUUUUUUCACGGCGAGCUAAAAUGGAGGAGCUAAAAUGGAGGUUGCUUCAGUGCCACUCCCGGGUCCUUGAACGUCCCCUGUCACUCCUGCUAGAUUGUUGCUAGUUGAAGUCGUUGAAGUAUUUUAUUUCUCGCGUGUUUGUGUGUCGUGCUUGUGUAGCUUAGCUUGGAAUUUCAAACCCCGGCGUGUGACUCGUAUGAAAAGGAAGGGGAACGCAGACUUGACGUAAAGUAAUAAAAUGAAGGCAAGCGUAUUUGUUCAGACAGGACACGACGCGGCCGUAAGUGAGUGUCACAGACAAAACCGUGUCUUUACGUUUGUUUAGGUGUACAGGGACUUUUCCUGGUUCAAUUUGAGGUUCAAAUUCUGAUCACAGAUUUGUAUGCAAGGCUCGAAGAAACGCUUUUUGUGAAAUCUUUACGUGUUUUUUGACGGUUUCUAUUUCCAAGAUAAAACCUCGUAUUUCACGAGACUCAUCUGAAAAGCUAGAACCAAAAGGUGUAAUGCACAUUUAAGAUACAUAAGGAAAUAAGGACCGAGCCAUUCUGACCAUGACGUCCACACUAAAAGGGGGCAGCGCGCUACGGUCGCACCAUGAACAGUCACCAUGAGCAUGAGAGCCUCCCCGGGUCCGCAACUGGGAUCCAAGCCUAACGCUAACGCCAUAGGCGGGACGUUCUCUUUGCUUCCCGUGAGCUUCAGGAGGGAGUCACGUGGCUCACCCUCGGAUGCUCCAGGAGACUUCCGGUGGGCCGAAAAGAUCCCGGGCAGGUCCAAGCGCUCGGAGCAGACUUACAUGAGCGGUGACGUCUCGGAAGUCGUCGAAGCAGAUCGGGCCACCGCUGCCGUGGGGCUUCUGUCCCCUGUCGGACCAAUGGGGGGUGAGGGAACCCCGGUGAAAGGCAAACCCCUCUCCGUGGACAACAUGGAAAAUCCUCAGAUGACGCCAAACAACAACACGCCCAAGGAUGCUGACGGUGUCGUCGGCGCCGCAUCCAUCGAAGUGUCAUCCGAGGGCAAGUGGAAGAACCUCCGGAAGAGCCCGGCGAACCCUCACACGCAGGCCAACUGUUUGCGGCAGAUUCUGCUGCUGCAACUGGACCUCAUCGAACAACAGCAGCAACAGCUGCAGUCGAAAGACAAGGAGAUUGAUGAUCUCAAAGCAGACAAGGAGACGCUUUUGGCACGCAUUGAACGCAUGGAGCGUCGCCUGCAGCUCACCAAAAAGGACCCGCCACGCGACAAGCGCCUCUUCCAGCCGCUGGAGCCUUGGACCCCCGACAAGGAGGACAUGUGGGACCUAGAAGUGGAGGAAAACCCGCAGCCCAAUCCGUCUGCCCUGGUGCCCUUAAGUCGAGGCAGCAAAGGUCAAAAGAGAAAAUCCUGCUUCGGUGACUCCAAACUCCAGAAAUCUCGUGGCAAAAGCGCCAAGCUGAGUCCUCACAAGCCGGAGAGUCAACCAGCGUCUCCGUCUCAGCGAGAGCUUCGCAGCAGGGAGACGCCGGAGAAGAGCGCCCCCGCCAGGCCGCCCUGCAAAGAGGAGGCGGCGGAGCUGAGCUGCCAGAUGGACGACCUUCCCUUCCUGUCCACUACAGAGAUGUACCUGUGCUGCUGGAACCAACCGCCUGUAUCGCCUCUGCGUGAGACCUCUCCCAAGAAGGAGGAGGAGGAGGAGGAGGAAGUGGCCAAUCCACCCAACACACACUCCAUGAUUAACUUCCCUUUCCCGUCUUCGUGCCGCCUCUCGGUUCCAUCGUGGCGGGAAAAUGUCAUCGAGGCGUUGGGUGAGGAUUUAAGCGUCGACGCGCAAGAGCCGCUGGAUGACGGCGUGUUUCUCAAGCGCCAUGCCAAGCUGGAACUGGAUGAGAAAAGGAGGAAGAGGUGGGACAUCCAGCGGAUCCGAGAGCAGCGUAUGUUUCAGCGCCUGCAGCAACGCAUGAACAGGAAGAAGAUCAUACCGGAAACGGAGCCUGAGCUUUCGUCAUUUUAUCCGGAAACUGAAGACGUUGAAGCAAUUAUGAUCACGCCCUUCUUGCCAGUGGUCGCAUUUGGUCGGCCGUUGCCCAAACUCUCACAAGAGAAUUUUGAGCUGCCUUGGCUGGACGAGCGCAGCCGCUGUCGCAUCGAGGUGCCCAAGAAACACACGCCUCACCGGACCUGUCGCAAGUGAAUGUCGCCGAAUGGGAGACGCCGCCAUUUAUCGGUAGUUCCAUACGCGCCCGUGUAACUACGGUUGCUUUUUGUGCGGAGGUGAAGGUCGUGUCACACAUAUCACUCGUUGUUGUGCGGUAGCUCUGUUCCCACUUUUUCAUCGCGUCACUGUUACUGCACUCGGCUGAGACCAGAAAAAAAAAAAAAUCAUGUUGGAGCUCGUUGGACAGCUUUAAAUUUUGCGAUACUUUGGUUAAAAAAAAAAAAAAAAGUCCCGAUCUAACUGUGGUGCUGUGUAUCUGUGGCUAAACCAUCCAGCUAUAGAGCAGGGGGGGGAAAAAAGCCUGAAUCUGUGAAAAGAAAAAAAAAAAAAACCUUGACGGGUCCUAAUGUUAACUUGAAGUAAUCUGUUCCUUCUGUUUACUUGUUUUGGUUUUACACCACCCACAAAAAAAGUAAAGGUAAACGGGCUUUCGGUUGCAAUUUUUGUCCACUUCUCUACCGUUCUGCAAAAAGUACGGACACGUUAAAACAGUUGCACAGUGAAAAGUUUCGAGUUAAAAAAAAGUUCAAACAUCAUGAAAUUUCACCCCAAAUCUUUUUUGUGAGUAGACAUGUGAAUUGCAUGGGUUCUAUUUAGCUGCAAUGGUAGCAUGGCUUAACCCCUCGAUGGAUCUUCUUUGCUCUGAAGCAAAAUAAAAAGACGUAAGCAUGACUUUGGGCUGCAAGCGUCCAGUGAGGGUCGGAGAAUAUUAAUGCACAAAUAGUGAAUGACCUCCUCCUCCUCCAGGAGCAGUUAGCUCAACAUCAGGGGUCCAUUUUAGAAGGUAAAGUUCCUAGCUUGUAGUUGUAACAACAUGCCAUGCUCUUCCCUCGCAGUCGGUUUGUUUUGUUCCAAGAUGCGACAGCUUCAAGCGCUAUUCUGUACAAGUGCGUCGGUCUGGAAAUGUUCUCUGUACAUAGCUUUCACAAAUGUACAUAAAACAUGGCUGUUAUUUUUUUAUUAUUUAAUGUGGAACUUGUUGCGUACAUUCAAAAUUCAAUGAUUGUAUGUUGAUGAAAAGUUUUGAAAGUUGCAUUUUCUUUUUGGAAUAAAAUGACCAUCUCUAUG